This is a messenger RNA of Oncorhynchus masou masou (cherry salmon), 1218 nucleotides long. RefSeq names its product putative proline-rich protein 21. The record is from RefSeq and is a predicted model, not a curated record. Bases 1 to 1218 code for a protein of 405 amino acids. The transcript has a single exon. Lineage: Eukaryota; Metazoa; Chordata; Actinopteri; Salmoniformes; Salmonidae.
AUGGUGGAGACUCUCAGGCUGUUAUAUGUGCAUGCCUCCGUCAUGGUGGAGACUCUCAGGCUGUUAUAUGUGCAUGCCUCCGUCAUGGUGGAGACUCUCAGGCUGUUAUAUGUGCAUGCCUCCGUCAUGGUGGAGACUCUAAGGCUGUUAUAUGUGCAUGCCUCCGUCAUGGUGGAGACUCUCAGGCUGUUAUAUGUGCAUGCCUCCGUCAUGGUGGAGACUCUCAGGCUGUUAUAUGUGCAUGCCUCCGUCAUGGUGGAGACUCUCAGGCUGUUAUAUGUCCAUGCCUCCGUCAUGGUGGAGACUCUCAGGCUGUUAUAUGUCCAUGCCUCCGUCAUGGUGGAGACUCUCAGGCUGUUAUAUGUGCAUGCCUCCGUCAUGGUGGAGACUCUCAGGCUGUUAUAUGUGCAUGCCUCCGUCAUGGUGGAGACUCUCAGGCUGUUAUAUGUGCAUGCCUCCAUCAUGGUGGAGACUCUCAGGCUGUUAUAUGUCCAUGCCUCCGUCAUGGUGGAGACUCUCAGGCUGUUAUAUGUGCAUGCCUCCGUCAUGGUGGAGACUCUCAGGCUGUUAUAUGUCCAUGCCUCUGUCAUGGUGGAGACUCUCAGGCUGUUAUAUGUCCAUGCCUCCGUCAUGGUGGAGACUCUCAGGCUGUUAUAUGUCCAUGCCUCCGUCAUGGUGGAGACUCUCAGGCUGUUAUAUGUGCAUGCCUCCGUCAUGGUGGAGACUCUCAGGCUGUUAUAUGUGCAUGCCUCCGUCAUGGUGGAGACUCUCAGGCUGUUAUAUGUCCAUGCCUCCGUCAUGGUGGAGACUCUCAGGCUGUUAUAUGUGCAUGCCUCCGUCAUGGUGGAGACUCUCAGGCUGUUAUAUGUGCAUGCCUCCGUCAUGGUGGAGACUCUCAGGCUGUUAUAUGUGCAUGCCUCCGUCAUGGUGGAGACUCUCAGGCUGUUAUAUGUGCAUGCCUCCGUCAUGGUGGAGACUCUAAGGCUGUUAUAUGUGCAUGCCUCCGUCAUGGUGGAGACUCUCAGGCUGUUAUAUGUGCAUGCCUCCGUCAUGGUGGAGACUCUCAGGCUGUUAUAUGUGCAUGCCUCCGUCAUGGUGGAGACUCUCAGGCUGUUAUAUGUCCAUGCCUCCGUCAUGGUGGAGACUCUCAGGCUGUUAUAUGUGCAUGCCUCCGUCAUGGUGGAGGAAUGCGUGAACAAUCUGAGCUACAGGGGCUGA